AUGGUGCGCCGCUUCGCCGCCGCCCUUCUUCUGGGCUCUACUGCCCUGGCUCUUCCCGCUGAGCUCGUCGAGCGCCAGAAUACCACCUGCUCAGUUGCCACCAGCUACCCUGCUGUCAGCGUCGCCAAGCUCCCCGACCCUUUCACCUUUGCCGAUGGAAAGAAGGUUGCCUCUAAGGCGGACUGGUCAUGCCGUCGACAGGAGAUUAGCAAGAUGAUGCAGCAGUACGAACUUGGAGAUUUCCCCCCGCCGCCUGACAAGGUGGAGGCCUCGCUGUCUGGUAGCACCAUGAGCGUCAAGAUCACGGUGGGCUCCAACACCGUCACCAUCAGCGCCUCGAUCAAGGCCCCCAGCUCCAAGCCGGGCCCGGCCAUCAUCACGAUCGGAGGCUCCUCCCUCCCGAUUCCAGGGACCGUCGGCACUGUCGGCUUCAACAACGACAAUUUUGCGUCGCAGGCAAGCAGUGGCUCGCGCGGGUCCGGCGCGUUCUACACCCUUUUCGGCAAGUCGCACUCGGCAGGUGCGCUGACAGCCUGGGCGUGGGGAGUCGGUCGUAUCAUCGACGGUCUCGAGCAGCUCGGGGCUGACAAGACUGGCAUCGACCCUAAGCGCCUGGGGACGACGGGGUGCUCCCGCAAUGGCAAAGGCGCCUUUGUCGUGGGCGCUCUGAACGACCGCAUCGCCCUGACCCUGCCACAAGAGUCCGGAUCCGGUGGCGCCGCCUGCUGGCGUGUCUCGGAUAGCGAGAAGAGCAAGGGCAAGAACAUCCAAACCGCCGGCGAGAUCGUGGGCGAGAACGUGUGGUUCAGCAGCCGCUUCAACAGCUACACCAGCAAGACCAACACCAUGCCCGAGGACCACCACAUGCUGGCCGGCCUCGUCGCCCCGCGCGGAUUGUUCGUGAUGGAGAACGACAUUGACUGGCUCGGCCCGGUCUCUACUACUGCCUGCAUGAAGGCCGGACGUCUGAUCUACAAGGGCCUGGGCGAGCCUGAUGCCAUGGGAUUCGAUCUGACCGGCGGACACUCUCACUGCCAGUUCCCGUCGGCCUCGCAAGCCAGUCUCACUGGUUACAUCAACAAGUUCCUCUUGAACACGGGCUCGGCACCUUCGAACAUCGAGAAGAGUCCGGCCAGCGUUUCCAUGACGGACUGGGUUGACUGGACACCUCCGACUCUCUCUUAA
This is a messenger RNA of Neoarthrinium moseri, 1185 nucleotides long. RefSeq lists its product as uncharacterized. The transcript has a single exon. Bases 1 to 1185 code for a protein of 394 amino acids. The record is from RefSeq and is a predicted model, not a curated record. NCBI's taxonomy places the organism in Eukaryota, Fungi, Ascomycota, Sordariomycetes, Amphisphaeriales, Apiosporaceae.